This is a messenger RNA of Jaminaea rosea, 1202 nucleotides long. Its product is annotated as cytosolic Fe-S cluster assembling factor CFD1. The coding region runs from base 24 to 1133 and encodes 369 amino acids. NCBI's taxonomy places the organism in Eukaryota, Fungi, Basidiomycota, Exobasidiomycetes, Microstromatales. Gene Ontology annotation, cellular component: cytosol. The transcript has 2 exons. Gene Ontology annotation, molecular function: ATP binding; ATP-dependent FeS chaperone activity; 4 iron, 4 sulfur cluster binding. The record is from RefSeq and is a predicted model, not a curated record. Gene Ontology annotation, biological process: iron-sulfur cluster assembly.
CACUCGUCUCGAUCAAUCACAGCAUGGCAUCCUCAGCUGCAUCUUCUUCACAGCAGCCCGCAGUGGACCCAAAGAUAUUCAGCCGCUUCGGUAAUGGCAAGAUCAAGAACAUCAUCUGCUCGCUGAGCGGCAAGGGUGGCGUUGGCAAGUCCUCCGUUGCAACGCAGCUGGCCCUCAGCAUCUCUGCGCAAGGGAAACGCGUAGGCCUGCUCGAUCUUGACCUUACUGGGCCCUCCCAAGUACGAAUGUGCGGUCUCGAAGGAGCCAAGAUCCUUCAAUCCUCACAGGGUUGGCUACCAGCCUACGUGGACGCCUCACAACGCUUGGCCGUCAUGAGUGUGGCGAUGCUGCUCAAGGGCAAGAAUGAUUCCGUCGUCUGGCGAGGGCCAAAGAAGAAUGCGAUGAUCAAGCAGUUCCUCGGGGACGUCAGGUGGGGCGAGCUUGACUACCUCAUCGUCGAUACGCCCCCAGGUACGAGCGACGAGCAUAUCUCUCUAAUGGAGUACCUCCGGCCAUUCAGCCCCUGCGCUAUCCUCGUCACCACACCGCAGGCCGUCUCCCUUGCGGACAAUCUGCGCUCACUCGACUUCUGCUCUAAGGUCGGGCUGCCAGUCGUGGGGCUGAUAGAGAACAUGAGUGGAUAUGUGUGCCCGCAUUGUGCUGAGUGUACAAAUGUGUGGGGAAAGGGUGGUGGGCAGGCGCUCGCUGAGAGGGAGGGCAUCAGGUUCUUGGGGAGGAUACCAAUUGAUCCGGGGUUGGUGAGGGUGCUGGAUGAUGCCAAGGACGAGGCGGUUGCAUUGGCAAAGGGCGCGAGUGCAGGAGAACAGGGGGCCGUCAAGAAAGUCGAGGCAGCCACAGGAUCAACAUCAGCGGCGACGAAUGGCGUCGAUGUGACUGAAUCGCUACCAGCAACGUCAACACCUGAGACGGCCGUGGCAAAGGAAAGCGCCACACCCGCAGGCACUCUCCUCAGUCGCACCCUCAUGCAGCGAUAUCGCGACUCGCAGACGUUUCCCAUCUUCGCCGAGAUUGCAACGAAGGCCAUCGAGGGUGUGGAAGAGCAUGCGCGGAGAGUGAGCGAGCAGGGGGACGAUGUCGCGCAACAGGCGCUAUCAACCGCGGAAGGAAGGUGAGCAGAAGCAAGCUCGCUUUUGUAGAUGUUUCUUCAUUUGUUCUCUGUAAUACCACUGCAUUGCACGUCU